ACCAGCCAGGCCAAGACCAGCCGGGCCAAAACCAGCAGUGUCAAUAUGUGCAAAGAAAAAGGUUUCUCAGGAAGAAAAGGUGGCCUUUAUGGCUGUCAAUGGGAAAAAGACGCUGCUGUUAUCGGCUUAUAUGGAGCACCGCAAAAAAAGACAGGUUCGUGUCGUUUCCAUUGUGCAGAGGAGCGAGGGUCAAAACUAUCGCUGCCGCAUGUGCUGCAACGAGAAACUGUACUUUUCUAAAGGUGUUGGUGAUAUCCACAGUGACCACUUUGGCUUCUCAUACGGCACAGCGGACAUCAUGUGUGAUCUUCCUGAAGGCUGUGAGACGCCCUCUCAUAUCGCUGUGACCGACGAUGGUCCCAGCUCUGAUUUACAUGAGCCGGUAUAUUUGGAGGUAAAAAACCAGAACAAGAGUGUUGCCUUAUCUUACAACUUCACCGUCUGCAUUUCCACCAUGUAUGACUACAACAACGUCCUGCAGUUGGUCCAGAGUUUGGAAAUGAUGCAGUUACUGGGGGUGGGCAGAGUUGCCAUCUAUAAGCGUGACUGCAGCCCUGAAACACAGCGUGUACUGGACUACUACACAAAAAAAGGUGACAUCCAGUAUUAUGGCCAGAUCCCCGCUCUCACCGACUGUCUAUACAGAUACAUGUACCAGUCCAAAUACGUGUCUCUGCAGGAUAUAGACGAGCUCAUACUGCCCCAGUCUGUCGACAGCUGGUCGGACUUACUGCCACAGCUGGAGAAGAAAUAUGGUGUCGACAAGUGCUACAUGUUUCAAAAUAAUGUGUUCCCCCACACAAUCACAGUGCCUCUUUCAGCCUCCCAAAAGCAACCUAUAGAAAGCCCCGGCUGGGAGUUUGUGCCUGGAGUGAACAUCCUGGCUCACCUCCACCAAAGACCCGUCACAGGAAAGAAUAAAUAUGGCAACUCCAAGGUCAUCGUUAACCCCCGAGCUGUCUUCCAACCUACCGUCCACGGACUGCUGAAGUCAGAGAAAGGCUGCACCUGGGUUGACAGGGAUAUAGCUCGGAUGUACCACACAAGAGCUGGGACACCAGACAUGAAAGCUGACCAGCUGGAUUAUGACGGCAGACUACUGAAGUACAGCGACCGCCUCAUAUCUGCGGUCAAUACUGUUCUCAAUGAGACCGGAUUACUACCAAGUGAAGUCUAGUCAAGU
This is a messenger RNA of Scomber japonicus (chub mackerel), 1183 nucleotides long. RefSeq lists its product as uncharacterized. Lineage: Eukaryota; Metazoa; Chordata; Actinopteri; Scombriformes; Scombridae. The transcript has 9 exons. The coding region runs from base 89 to 1177 and encodes 362 amino acids. The record is from RefSeq and is a predicted model, not a curated record.